CAUAUCAAUCUGAUUACAGCUUUAAUCGCAAUUAUAUCUUCAUCUUGGAACUUACAAGUUUGUCGACCACGUUCUCCGCGGGCGACUUCCAAUGAACAAUUCCUCGCGAGUUUCUUACAGAUGUCAGAGUCAGACGGCCCAUCACUUGGUGUGUUACCGUUGUGUCUCUAUCGGAUGGCCGGCCGCAUGGGUCGCCGUCGCCCCCACCUGUCAGCUUCUUGCAAACCCACCAUUGCUCCUGAACGGCGACACCUCCUGCUGGCACGCUAGUGGCGCGUCGCUCUUCCUUAACUCCUCGCCCGCCUCUACCGGUCUACCCUGCUCCAUCUCACACACAGCAGCUGUACUAGCUGCCGCGCUACCACUAGCUCCUGCUCCUGCUCCUACUUGCACUGCUGACGCCAAGAACCAACCAGCCGCAGGGACCGGCUGCAGCUUGUGCUCCAUCCAUCUCCACCUGUCGCCGCACCAGCCACCCUCCCUCCAUACAAUCGGAUGUCAGUUCUUGCCGAGCGGGCCGGGCGACGAGCUGGCCGAGCUGCUGUGGCACAACGGGCCGGCGCGGAGGAGGGCGCCGCACUUCCCGCCGGCGCCGUUCCAGCCCUUCACCUGCAGCACCGCCGGCAGCAGUAGGGCCCACGAGCUCAAGCGCCACGCCGUUGCGGACGCCAAGGCGGGCGCGUUCAUGAGCAUGACCUCCGUGCCCCUGGGCGCGGCCUCGGGGAUGCACGACGUCGGCCUCCCCGUCCAAGACGACGACGGCGACGCCGUACCGUGGCUGCAUUGCCCCGUCGCUGACGACGACGACAGUGAUACGGCGCCGCUGCCCACGGACUUCUGCGCCGGCUUGCUGUCCGAGUACUCGGCACUCCCGGCCGCGCCGGCGGCCUCCCACGGCGCGGUUGUCUCGACCACACGCGCCGUGAUGCUGGAGACUGCGGCCAAACAGCCCCAGCCGAGCGCCGCCGGCGGAGGCGAGGGCGUCAUGAACUUCACGUUCUUCUCGAGGCCGCUGCAGCGGCCGCAGGCGUCCGCCGCCGCGUCUCCGAGCUACCCAGUCGAGUCCACGGUAGUGCAGACGGCGGCGAAUCGGCUACGAAGCACCCCGUUGUUCUCGGAGCAGAGAAUGGCAUGGCUGCAGCCGCCCAAGGGGCCGCGCACCACGGAUGCAGCUGCUGCUCCCCAGUCGCCUCUGCCCCCAGAUCACCACCAUGUUGAAACUGCCGCCAUGGUAACUCAACAAAGGUUGCAACCAGAAGCAAGGGCUCCCGAUGCGGCGGCGGCGGUGACGACCUCGUCGGUCUGUUCCGGCAACGGUGAUCGUACCCAGGCGAAGAGGAGCAGCCACCUGCCCGCAGAGUGCUCGUUCAGCCAGGACGAGGACAUCGACGACGAGCCAGGCGCGAUGAGGAGGUCGGCGACGCGGAGCACCAAGCGCGGCCGCACUGCCGAGGUGCACAACCUAUCGGAGAGGAGGAGACGGGACCGGAUCAACGAGAAGAUGCGCGCCCUGCAGGAGCUCAUCCCCAACUGCAACAAGAUUGACAAGGCGUCGAUGCUGGAGGAGGCCAUCGAGUACCUGAAAACUCUGCAGCUCCAAGUGCAGAUGAUGUCGAUGGGGACCGGGCUGUGGGUGCCGCCGAUGCUGCUGCCGGCGGCGGCGAUGCAGCACCUGCAGAUGCCUCCCAUGGCGCAUUUCCCCCACCUCAGCAUGGGGCUGGGGUUCAACAUGGGCGCGGCGUUCGACAUGGUCCCGCGCCUCGCUGGCGCGCAGUUCCCUUGCCACGCGGCGCCGAUGGCAAUGCCGCCCGGCACGAUGUUCGGCGUGCCCGGUCAGGCAACGACGUCACCGGCCGCGUUCGCUCACAUGACCAGCACCGCCGCCGCGACGGACGAACGGAUGGAAGCUGCUGCUCCUGCACGGGGAGGCGCUUGCGGCCAUCCUAUCAACGCACUCCCAUAGAAAAUGGCGAACAGAAGCUGCAUUAUCCGAAGCAGACGUGAAGGCGACGAGGUGCAGGUCGCAUGCAUGGAUAUAUCUUCGGCAGCUUCUCCAUCUUACUGUUGCAAUGCAUGGAUGGAUAGUAGAUUGUAAAUGCGCGAGAUUUUAGAAGAGUGCAGUGCUCGUCAAUUUGGAACAAAAUAAUUUUCUCGAAACUGUUGUGCACGCUGGUAAAUCCUUGUGAAAUUCAUGCCGAAUGAAGACAGAAACGAUAGGCAGGCUUCGUCACAGAAGACGGAAGAUAGCUAACAGGUGUGCGUAUGGGCGCAUCCAUGCAUGUAUCUGCAUGUAUUCGUGUCUCCAUGACUCCAUACCAUACUACAUACACCAUGCUUCCAAA
Molecule: messenger RNA, 2342 nt
Organism: Phragmites australis (common reed)
Lineage: Eukaryota; Viridiplantae; Streptophyta; Magnoliopsida; Poales; Poaceae
Product: transcription factor APG-like
Exons: 6
Coding region: 92-1963 (623 amino acids)
Biological process (GO): regulation of DNA-templated transcription
Molecular function (GO): DNA-binding transcription factor activity; protein dimerization activity
Source: RefSeq, a predicted model, not a curated record